UAUCUUUAUAAUUUCUUUUACUUAUAUAAUCAAGUAGUUAUGAAAAGAUGCAAUCCUUUAAAAUUUUAUUAUUAAAUCAAUUUCUUUUUAAGAAAUUUAGAGUUUUACUUAUAUAGUUGACGCUCGGAUUAUGUCGGGAUUUAAGUAGCUGAAUCAGGUUGGGUUGGUCAGAUUAAUUUUUCAGGUCCAGGAGGUGAUUUCUUCCCAAAAUUCAAGUAUAAGCCUUCCUUCUCUCGCAGUAGAGUCGAUUAGGGAGACUGACCCCACCAAUUGCUAGGAGAGAAAAGAGACAGAUUCCAAAGAAACCCAAUGCCAAUGGAGAAGGGACACUGAGAGAGGAAGAUUCUGGCCUCUUCCUAUCUCAAGGUGGUAACUCGUGUGAUGAAAGUGAGUCUUCUAUUCUUUUUAUAUUCUUAUAUUUGGCCAGGUUUCAACUUUUGGAUUUACUUCCCUGCGAGCGCCAUUGGAGAAGAAAAAGAAGAUGAUGGAAAAAGACGAUGAUUAUUACUUGUCAUUAUUAACUAGAUGAGACAUGGAGCCUUCAGCUAAAACAUAUUCUAUGGAUCAUCAUGAACCUCUUCUUUCAACUUAUGGUGUGAAGAAGACACCUCUCUUUACAUCAUCAGUCAAAUGGAUUCUCAAGUUUCUAAUGUGGGUUAUUUUCGUUUCAUGGGUUGCUUUUAUCUUUAUUUAUCCUACGCAAUUUGGCAAUGAAUUGUUUGAGAAAUGGAUUCAUGCCACCAGUGGAACUCUUUUUGGUCUUUCAGGAAGCAUAUUCCUGUUAUUGAGCGGACCAAUUCUUCUCAUUGCAUUUCUUUCCAUUGCACAUCUUAUCAUCGCCGGAGAUGAGGGGUUCAAGCAGAAGAAAGAUUCAAGGUAUCCGAGCGUCCGCCUGUGGACAUUUCCUGUUCUCGUAGAUGGACCAUUUGGGGUUGUCUCUGCUGCUGAGUUCAUUGGGAUUCUCCUCUUUAUUGUGUACAUUGUGUGGGCUAUUUAUGCUUAUACCAUACAGAAUAUCAGCCUUAUCUCUGAGUGGCAUUUAAAUUUUAAAUUAAAAAGCAUUUGGCUGAUAGAAUUGACAGGACUUCGACUUGGUAUGAUUGGAUUAUUUUGCUUGGCAUUUUUGUUUCUUCCAAUUGCACGAGGAUCAGUUCUUCUCCGUAUUAUUGAUAUCCCUUUUGAGCAUGCUACAAGGUACCAUGUAUGGUUGGGACACUUAACAAUGUUGCUUUUUACUCUCCAUGGGCUAUUUUAUGUAGUUGGAUGGGCAAUGCGGGGCGACCUCCUUUAUGAAAUAAUGGAAUGGAAAGAUGUUGGCUUUGCCAAUCUAGCAGGAGUUAUCAGUCUUUUAGCUGGACUUUUCAUGUGGGUAACAUCACUUCCUGGUGUGAGAAAGUGGAAUUUUGAAUUGUUCUUCUACACCCAUCAACUAUAUGUGGUCUUUGUCCUCUUUUUGGCGUUCCAUGUUGGCGAUUUUGUUUUCAGCAUAGCUGCUGGUGGAAUAUUCCUUUUCAUGCUUGAUCGGUUUUUGAGAUUCUGCCAAUCACGAAGGACUGUAGAUGUAAUUUCAGCUAAAUGCCUUCCAUGUGGAACAGUGGAAUUGGUCCUUUCAAAACCAGCAAGUAAUGACAGUUCAUCACCUGUAUUUCAUUUCCUGCUUAUCUUCUGUUACAGCAUGCAUCUUAUUUUCCACUUUUACAAUGCAGAUCUGCGGUACAAUGCCCUUAGUUUCAUUUUUCUUCAAAUUCGGGAGUUAUCAUGGCUGCAAUGGCAUCCUUUUAGUGUAUCAUCCAGUCCUUUGGAUGGCAAAUAUCAUCUAACCAUUCUCAUAAAGGUUCUUGGGAAGUGGACAGAAAAACUAAGAGGAAAUGUGAAGAAUAGAUCUGAGGCAGAAGUAGCAGAACUCCAGGAUCAACCUUCCCAACCACAUCCAAAGAUAACAGCUUGUGUUGAGGGGCCAUAUGGGCAUGAAGUGCCAUACCACUUGAUGUAUGAGAACCUUAUUUUAGUAGCUGGCGGCAUUGGAAUUUCACCUUUCCUUGCAAUCUUGAGUGAUGUUCUCCACCGUAUAAAUGAAGAAAGGGCCUGUUUACCAAAGAAUAUUUUGGUUACUUGGGCUAUUAAAAAGUCAUCUGAGCUUCCUCUUCUGUCAACUAUCGACAUGGAGUCAAUUUGUCCAUAUUUCUCUGACAAACUUAAUCUGGAGGUUCAUAUUUAUGUUACCCGUGAAACAUAUGCCCAGUUGGAAGAGGGAUUAGUUCACAAGGCCACAAAUUCUUCUGUCAUCACUUCAUCCAAGGGAUGUGGCAUGUCAGUUUUGGUUGGAACAGGUGAUAACAUAUGGUCUGGACUUUAUGUUAUUAUAUCUUCGAUGGGGUUUGUUAUUUUAUUGGGAUUGGUAGAUGUUUACUACAUAAAUGAAUAUGGCAUACAUUCAUGGUGGUACAAAGGACUUCUUUUUAUAGCAUGUAUGGUGGUGAGCAUACUUGUCUUUGGGGGCUGUGUUGUUGGUUUGUGGCAUCUGUGGGAAAUGAAAAUGUCAGCACUGGAAGAAAACAAGGAUAAUGGGUUAAAGACUCGCGAGGUGAAGAAUAAUGAAAAUGUGGCAAACAAGGAUUUGUAUGGGAAAAACUAUGCAAGUUCUACCAUGAUACAAUAUGGUUCAAGACCAGACUUCAAAGAAAUAUUUGGAUCUAUAUCGAAGCGGUGGGGCCAUGUUGAUGUAGGUGUCAUUGUAUGUGGUCCUCCUAAUCUGGGGACAAGUGUUGCUAGAGAGAUCAGGUCUCAGAACUUAAGGAGAGAAUCCCAUGACCCAGUUUUCCAUUACCACAGCCAUAGCUUUGAUCUGUAAUAUAUAGCCAGUUAACAGCAUCAAGUUUAUAAUACUGAAAUUUCCAAUGCUUGUAUAGUAUAUAUGAAGGUCUGUAGUUAUGUAAUAUGUGAAUGAGACAGGAUGCUGUUUCUGCAGUUAUAGUAUAAUGUAUCUAAUCAGACCUUGCCUCCAA
Messenger RNA from Ricinus communis (castor bean), 3005 nucleotides. RefSeq names its product ferric reduction oxidase 6. The transcript has 9 exons. The record is from RefSeq and is a predicted model, not a curated record. The coding region runs from base 533 to 2851 and encodes 772 amino acids. Gene Ontology annotation, molecular function: oxidoreductase activity. NCBI's taxonomy places the organism in Eukaryota, Viridiplantae, Streptophyta, Magnoliopsida, Malpighiales, Euphorbiaceae. Gene Ontology annotation, cellular component: plasma membrane.